Molecule: messenger RNA, 1089 nt
Organism: Coniosporium apollinis CBS 100218
Lineage: Eukaryota; Fungi; Ascomycota; Dothideomycetes
Product: homoserine O-acetyltransferase
Exons: 5
Coding region: 1-1089 (362 amino acids)
Biological process (GO): biosynthetic process
Molecular function (GO): acyltransferase activity, transferring groups other than amino-acyl groups
Source: RefSeq, a predicted model, not a curated record
AUGGCCGACCAUUACAGCACAUACAAUUUGGGAGACUUCGAACUAAGGUCCGGAGGAAAGAUCCCCAAUGCCCAUAUCGCCUACAAGACAUUCGGAGACCCUAGCCUACCUGCGAUUAUCUACCCGAGCUGGUACUCCGGUUCAAUCGCCGACAAUGAAUGGCUCAUCGGCGAAGACAAGACCCUCAACCCCCAAAAGUACUUCAUCAUCAUCACCGCCCUCUUCGGCAACGGCCAGUCCUCUUCGCCCUCUAACACCCCUGACCUGAAGCCGUUCCCUGACGUCCUCUUCUACGACAAUGUAAAGGCACAGUACAGGCUCGUGACCGAGCACCUGAACAUCAAGCACGCCAAAGCCGUCCUCGGCUGGUCCAUGGGCGCGGGCCAGACGUACCAAUGGGCGACGCAGUACCCUGAAUUCAUGGACCUGGUUGCACCGUUCUGCGGCUCCGCGAAGACGUCGCUGCAUAACCAGGUCUUCCUCGAGGGCGUGAAGAGUGCGCUGCUGGCUGCGAAGGGGAUGUCAUCUGGCGGUAUCGUGAAGGGCGAGAUGGCGGAUAAGGAGGAGUAUAGGGGCUGGAAUGAUGAGGAGAGGAACAACGGGUUGAAGGCGCUCGGGAGGGUGUAUGCGGGAUGGGGGUUUAGUCAAGCAUUUUAUCGGGAGAGGUUGUAUGAAAAGGCCCCAACCCUUGGAUUCAAAGACCUGGAUGACUUCAUGGUGAACUUUUGGGAGGCGUGGGCGCUGUCGAAAGAUCCAGAGAACAUGCUCGUUAUGCUCCACACCUGGCAAGCCGGCGACUGCUCGGCCCAAGACCCCUAUAACGGCGAUUUCAAAAAGGCUAUGCAAGGCAUCAAGGCCAAAGCGCUCGUAAUGCCAGGCAAGACCGACCUCUACUUUCCACCCGAGGACUCCGAAAUCGAGGUCGCCAACAUGAGUCCCGGGAUUGGCAGAAUGGAGGUAUUUCCUAGCAUCUGGGGACACUGGGCUGGCGGACCGGGGCAGAGCACUGAGGACGUCAAGUGGCUCGAUGAAAAGCUGAAGGACUUUUUUAAGUCCACCAGUGCCACGGUUCAGCUUCCCCAUCGCUAA